CGCUCUUUCUGCCCUCUCUGUACUCUCUUGGGCACAAACUGCCUAAGAUUUUCUACCAUGACGUAGAUUGAAGCAGAUUUAAGCACCAAACCACUUUCAAACAGGCGCAUCAACAACCAUCCCCCCCCAUGUCCCAUCUCUGACAAGCCAGAAACUCCGUCCCAAAUAUCGAUCUCCUUCGAAAUUGAAGAUUCCAGCCCUAUAAUCUCCCCCAACGAUCGAUAUCUCAUACCCCCCCGGUGAAACAUAUGCGAAAAUUCAUCUUAUCAAUCUAAUCAGAAUUUCAACCCUGAUAUUUAUAAACUGGGCGAUGAUAAAAAGUGGAUGAGCCCUUCUCGCUCCAGGCCGGUGAAAAGAAAUAUGGAGGGAAAUGUUUCCGUGGGGGAUGAAUUCCAAUUUGAUGGUGUUCUGGAUCCCCCUCCGAGAAUUUUCGAGAGACUCUCCCAAAUUGCUGGUUACACUUGGGAUGAAUCAAAAGAACCCUUUCAUUCCAGCUAUGAUAACUGGUAAGUUUCUGCAUCUUGCUACAUAUCGUGGGCGAGGGCAGGGGCAGAGCCAGACAGAGUUUGAGGCACAUGGGCACAUGGAGAUAUGGGCAGAUGCAAAUACUGGUUAUGUUUGCGGUAGAGAAACUAAUGAGGAAUCUAUAAAUAGGCAGGUCAAUGGAACGAAACAUACAUCUACCCAAAGUCGACAUAGUAACACAACGUCGCGCUCCGAUCAAAACCCCUCCCGGCCGGGAACCAGAGGUACAAGUAAGACCAGAAACGCGGGCAGUGAACAUGGAGGAAGCGAUUCCGGUACCCUUCAUGAUGAUGACUCCGACCAAGGCAGCGUCAAGAGCGCACACACUAGUUCCAGUGGCAUGCCAGUCAUCGCGCGCAUUUCUUCCCACGCUUUGAGAGAAGAGAGGGCCUUCCAUAUAUGCCAAAAUGUAAUAAGGUCAGUGGAUCCGGACGGCAAUCACAUUAUAAAGCCGGUAGAUCUGGUGAGGUUACCGACGCAACAAGGCGAUAAAGGUUUUAAUGUGGUUUGCAUUUUCGAGCAUCCGGGUAACAACUACUUGCAAAAAAUGGUGGAUUACGGGCCUGCUUGGUACAAGGGAAGGAAGGUUGGGAAUAGGCAUGAGGCAUUUCGGAAUGAUUCAUUCUCGCCCGGUGAUGUGGUACCAUUGCAAACGUUUUUGGACUUUGCCGUGGGAGCCACCGAGUGUUUGGAAAUUCUUCACCAUGGUCAGAGGCCUCUUGUACAUGGUGAAAUAAGGGGGGAUGCCUUUCACAUGAACGUGGAAACAGGUCGAGUCAAGUUAAUCAACUUUGGUUCAGGAUUGCGAACUUUCGAACAUGGCCUCACAAGUACGGGAUGGUCGACGUUGUCGAAAGAGUUGGGCGCGAAGAACAAACUUACAUUCAUGUCACCAGAACAGACGGGACGCAUGCCUGCUGAACCUGAUAGUCGCACGGAUAUUUACUCCCUUGGAAUAUUGUUUUGGACUAUGCUCACCCAGCAGGCUGCUUUCGAAGGGGAAACUCCGAUGGAUAUUAUACAAGGUGUUCUAGGGCGACGUCUUCCGUUGGUCUCUAGUGUCAGACUGGAUAUUCCCGACGUCAUUAGCAAAAUCAUUCAGAAGAUGACAGCCAAAAACAUAAGUGAAAGAUAUCACAGUGUCAGUGGCUUACGAUACGACCUUGUAGAAGUACGGAGGCUCUUGGGAGCAGGAGAAUCCAUUGCCGUGAAAAAUUGGCGCAUUGCCACGAAAGACGUUUCUUCAUUUUUCAUACUCCCCUCUAUCAUGAUUGGAAGAUCGAGCGAGCAUGAUGAAGUAGUCAAAAUUAUCGACAAGGUUUCUAGACGUCAUAUGACGGCUCAGAGACAGGAUCAAAGCAGUUUAUCUUCUAACUCCAGCUUAUCUGAUGGACGCCUUGAUUCUUUCGACGCGGCUAUUGGCGGGGCAGACUUCUCCAGUGAAGAGAACACAAGUUCUACCGAGGGAAGGUCAAAUUCGUUUAGUACUAACAACAUGUUAUUUCCAUCCGAUUAUAGGACCCAUAGGAGUAACUCGAGUCAAUUCCGAUCUCCGGGAAAUUCUCAAGAGAAUUUUUUGGAUGACUCUAAUCGUCCAAAUAUAAGUUUCAGGCCUUGGGAGAAGAAUAGCUCAUUAUUGUCUGCGGAUCCAAAAAGUCCUACAGACAGUAUCAACGGCGAAAGCCAUGCUAAACCGAUGUCUGAUGGAGUUGGAAGCCUGACUAGUACCCGGAACGCCACCAAAUUCCGACGAAAAGGUAGAUGUGAGGUUAUAAGCAUAGCAGGAGCAGCUGGGUUGGGAAAAAGUUGCCUCGUGCAAUCAGUUCAUAUCGAGGCAAGGCGACGAGGAUAUUUUGCAAGCUCAAAAUUCGAUUCGGCCAAACGAACACCCUUCGGGCCCGUGCUUAAACUAUUAUCAAGUCUCUUUAAGCAAGUCUUCUCCGAGAGCAAUACCGAUACACCGUUUCAUUCAAUUCUGAAGCAGUACGUUAGGCCUGCGUGGCCACUGCUCCACAAAGUGUUAGGACUACCUGAAUUUUUGAUCGGUCCCAUAUCGACCGCCAAUUCGUCUUCUGGGCAAUUAUCUCAAGGGUACAACAAAAGUCUUAGGGCAGAAUUCAAACGCCGGGACUCUUCACCUUCGAGCCAAGGUAGCCUUUACAAUCUCACGCUAGGUUCCCAGAGUUCGCAGGAUUUUCUUCGAGCAGGCUCCUCAACGAAAUCCGUACGGCUGAUGAACACAUUCCUGGAUGUCCUUCGAGUUUUUGCUCAACACAAAUUCAUCUGCUUUUGCCUAGAUGAUCUACAGUUUGCGGACGACGAAUCUUUAGACUUGAUAGCCCAAAUUAUAUCGGCACGAAUGAAAAUGGUCAUUAUUGUAACUCAUCGUCCCGAAGAAACUCUACCUGAAAGAAUCAAGGGGAUAUUGGACCCCCCGGGCGAUGAGGGUAUCAGUUUGCAUGCCCGCACUUUUGGAAAACGAAACUCGCUAACCUCAUCUAGGACAUGUUAAGCACAGUGGCGUUGGAAUCACUCGAAUUGUGCUCAAACCGUUAAAUGAAGAUGAUAUUUUAGAUUAUAUUUCUGCCACUCUUUGCCGGCCUAAGAAUGAGAUAAUUCCCCUGUGCGCAGUGAUACAAUCGAAGACGGCUGGCAACCCCUUCUAUAUUCGCGAGAUGUUAGAUAGUUGUCACAGGAAACAAUGUAUAUGGUAUGACUACAAGGAUAAUCUUUGGAAAUACGAUCUCGAUAGGAUAUUCAAGUACUUCGAAACCAAGAAUUACAAUGAGGUACUAAACACCGAAUUCGUCACAAGCCGUUUGAAUGAAUUACCUCCAGCUUCGAGGUCCAUUCUUGCCUGGGCCUCUCUCGUGGGAACGACGUUUUCAUUUGAACUCAUUCAAAGACUUAUGAGUGGCGAGUUUGAUUCGGAGGAUAACAUGAUUGGAUGUGUUCCAGAUCGGCACUAUUGUUUGUCGCAUACUCAACAAGACGCUAUUGGUGGGCUUCAAGCUGCUAUUCAGGCGUAUAUAAUUGUCGCAACACAGGACGAUGAUCGAUUCCGUUUUGCACAUGAUCGCUACAUCCAAGCUGCGUCAUCAUUAAGGGAGUGCAAUGGCCCCACGAUGCACUUCAUCAUUGCACAAACGCUUAUGAAAUACUACAGUGCUGAUGAGCGAUCUCGAGAUGUGACGGCAUCACACAUCUGUGAAUGUGUUGAUGUUAUUGUUGAAAAAGUAGUACACAGACAUUCAUUCAGAAAAUUACUCUUCGAGUGUGCCACGAUUGCUGCUGAGAGUGGAGCUCGACCGACUGCCGCUAGAUUUUACGCUGUAUGCUUUCGGUUGUUGCAGAAAGAUCCAUGGAAUGGCAACGAACCAGACUGCUACUAUGACGAGACGCUUCAACUCUACACCCGAGCUGCGGAAUGCUAUCUCUAUAUGGGACAUUAUCAGGAAACGAAACGCGUAUUGGCAAUCAUCUUCGAAAAUGCACAAACUCCGGUGGAUAAAUCUCCGGCUUGGGUGCUUCAAAGUCGUGCCUUUUCGCAAGAAGGCGAUUCGUUCAGUGCGUUUGAGGCGUUGAAACAAUGUUUGUCAGCUUUAAAUAUUGAGGUUGACGAAAAACCCAGUUUCGAAAAGUGUGACCUCGAAUUUGAACGUCUCUCUUCGCAAAUUCGAUCGAUUGACCAGAAACUGGUUAUUGAUAAGCCAAUGAUGAAAGAUUCUAACCUUGCUGCGGUUGGCGCGGUAUUGGUGGAAACGAUUAGUGCUGCUUUUUGGUCUGAUAAUUUGACAUUCUACCAAAUGACAAUUGUCAUGAUUCAGACUCAUCUAAAGCGGGGCAGUUUUCCUCAAGCCGGAAUGGCAUUUCUUCACCUGGCCACUAUUGCAAUCACCAGAUUUAAUAUGAUUAAAUUUGCAAGUGACAUGGGCAAUGUCUCACUAGCCCUCAUGGAGAGAUGGCGGGACAUCUACACGUUAGGUCGGGGUGGAACCAUUUAUUCGCUUUUUGUUGGGCAUAUCCAUUGGCCACUCUCCCAAUCAGCCGGCCAAUUGGAAAGUGCACUCGAAUAUACCAUCCAGGCUGGUGACAGAAUAUCGACAAUUCUUAACUUCGGUUUUGUCGGCACACUAAAGUUCUUUGCUUCGGAGAACUUGGCAGAUCUUGAAUCUUUCUGUACUUAUGGUUGUGAAGAAGUUCCUGAUUGGCAGAUGGACUGUAGAGGAGGAACGAUGCUUAUUGUUCUUCGACAAGUAUGCAGAGCGUUGCAAGGCAAGACGAUAACUAGUUCUCCAACGGAGUGCCUGAAUGAUGCAUCGCAUGACUCCUUAUUGUACAAAGCUUGGCUGAGAAAUGCCAUGACAAAUAGCGAUCGGUCGAUCAUGAUUUAUGAAGGAUUUGAGGUUGUACCACUUUUUCUCUACGGGCACUAUCAAGCUGCCAUCAACUUGGGUGAGACCUUUUUGGAGCAAGUGGAUUCGUUAUGGUCGAUCAGAAACACCCGCUUCUUGAUGUUCUUUCAUGGCCUCUCCUUGGCUGCAUCUUUAUGGGUCAAAAAACAGGAUCCUGUUCGGUCGGCGACCAAAGGCUUCAACAGCAACAGUGAAUCGAGUCUCGGUCAUGCAUUGAACGACACCAAGAAGAAAAUUUCAUACUUUAAGAAAAAGAUCGAGGAUUGGCAAGUAGUUUCGGAUGUCAAUUAUCUGGCUUGGUCGAAGCUACUUGCAGCUCAGGUAUCUGAAAUGGAGAACGAUCAUGGAGGGGCACUGAGGCAUUACGAAGAAGCUUUAGACCACGCUUCUUUACAUGGCUUCGUCUUUGAAGAAGCUCUCGGAAAUUUUCUCCUUGCAGGAUUUCUCGUGCGCGCCGGUUCUCGAAGACCAGCAAAGGCUGCAUUGGUAGAAACAAUUAUGCUUUGGAGGCAGAUUGGAGCAGGUGGCAUUGCUAGACAUAUUGAGAUGGAACACAGUCUUCUCCUGCAAGGACCUACACGCAUUCUUCGGUAUUCCGAAGCUAGCACGCAAACAGAUUUCGCUAGCGACUCUGCGUCUGCACCAUAUCAUACACUCGAAGGGGAUGAGAAUGACGAGCAACAACGAGCUCAUAAUAACGUUGCCGAGACGAAAGGCGACAGAAUUGGUGCCUGGCAAGGAGGUUCGGCAAGACCUGGUGCAGGAUCUGGGCUUCCAGCUCUAGAUAUGCUAGACUUAACAUCUAUUCUUGAAAGCUCGCAAGUCAUUUCCAGUGUGCUUCAGGUUGAUGAAUUGCUUAAAACAAUGUGCGAAAUUAUUUUGCAGAAUUGUGGAGGCUUGGCAUCACUUGCUGCAAUCGUCGUUGAAGAAGAUGAUCCUGUUGGCUGGAGCAUAGCAGCUAGUGGCAACCCAGAGAAAGGUGCCGUGGCUCACAUACCCGGGCUACCAUUGAAUGAAACGGCACUGGUUGCUGAAGGUGUUAUUCUUUAUUGCACUCGAUUUCGCGAAACUGUUUUCCUACCUGAUCUCAUCAAUGAUGAAAGAUUCAGUAACGUCAGUCCUGCUUGGUCUGCCCGGAAUCCUUUGGGAAAAUCGGUCAUUGCCAUUCCAAUCUGUCAUGGCAUUAAACCAUUGCUUGGUGUUCUUUACUUGGAAGGCCAACCAAAUGCUUUUACGGAUAGGAAUCUUACGGUCCUCCAAUUACUUGUCAACCAAAUUGGCAUUAGUUAUUCAAAUGCCUUGACCUUGAAAGAAGUGGAGAAAGUUUCGGCUUUCAACAAUUCCAUGGUUGAUGUGCAGAGGAGAGCUCUGGCUAAAGCGUUGGAGGCCGAGACGAACGCCAACUCGGCAAAAGCGGAGGCACUCCACAAUGUUAAAUUAGCAGAGGAAGCUGCUAAAGCUAAAUCUAUCUUCCUUGCCAACGUAUCACAUGAAUUACGUACCCCUCUAAAUGGGGUGAUAGGUAAUUCGGAGCUCCUUCGAGAUAGCGACCUUCGUAAGGACCAAGCUGAGAUGGCGGACUCCAUCCGUGUCUCUGCUGAUUUAUUACUUACCGUCAUUAAUGAUAUUCUUGAUUUCUCUAAGAUGGAAGCUGAUAAGAUGAAGCUCUUCAUUGUAGCAUUCAAUGCUGAUGAGAUGAUACGAGAAGUUGUUCGAUCCGUUUCCUACAGUAACAGAGACAAAAGGAGCUCUCGGAAUGUGGAAGUAAUUCAAGAUAUCAAUCUUCCACAAUAUCUGAUCUAUGGAGAUCCGGUUAGACUCCAUCAAGUUCUUGGCAAUCUCAUCGGAAAUAGUUUAAAGUUCACCGAGAAUGGAUCUAUUACGGUCGGUGCUAAAACUGAUUGGGAAACCAAAGAUGCUGUUAAAUUGACGUUUUGGGUCAAAGACACUGGGAUUGGCAUUCCAAGACAACAGCUCCUCAAACUAUUUAAGCCCUUCUCUCAGGCAGACAAUUCUACAGCUCGUCGUUAUGGUGGAUCUGGUCUCGGCCUUAGUAUUUGUAAGUCACUCAUACAAUCGAUGAUGGGUGGACAAAUCGAACUUGAGAGUAUUGAAAAUCAGGGCACAAUUGUUUGGUUCUGUGUAACUUUCAAUAAGGCCAACGCGGAGGUUUCUGCUGGGGACAGUCAAAAUGAACCCCAGCGCGAACUUGUACAUAGACCCGUCAAGGCCCCAGGAACACAGCCGCCACCUACUACUGAGUUUAACGAUUUCUCACAUGUUAGUCGAGAGAAUUUGCGAAUUUGUAUUGCUGAGGAUAAUCCCAUCAAUCAAAAAAUUGCGAUUCAAUUCAUGCAAAAGUUGGGGUUCAACAUUAUUGAUGCUUAUGACAAUGGAUUGGAGGCUGUGGAAGGUGUGAGAAAAAAAGCUCGAGAAGGAACUCCAUAUCAUAUAAUACUCAUGGAUGUACAAAUGCCUGUUCUUGAUGGAUAUGAAGCGACUAAAUUGUUACGCAAAGAUUCAAAUGAUGCUGUUAGAGGUAUUCUUGUCAUUGCGAUGACGGCAUCGGCUAUUCAAGGGGAUCGAGAAAAGUGCUUGGCUUCUGGUAUGAAUGAUUAUUUGGCUAAACCAGUUCGCUCGGGUAUUCUGAAGAAGAAAUUAGAUCAAUAUCUUCAGCAGGUAAAUUCUACAAAAGACAUGAAGAAAAAAGCUAACAUUUCACAGACCCCUCUUUCCCUCCCAAAUCUCAAUUCAGAUGCUAAGAAAGUGGCAAGAGAUGUCCUUCGGGAAGCAAAAGAUGACAAGGAUUUAAAUGGAGCAAAUGCUCCUGCACUUCGAGCUGUAAAAGAUGCUUUUAUAGAUUCUAAUGAACGAAGUCCUGAAUCCUCACCUUCAAAUCAAACACCAUCAACACAGAAUAUUUCUGGAACUGCUACACCUACACCACUUUAUCCUUAUGGGAGCAUCAAUAAUGAACCUCAUCGUUUAUCAGUUUCCCAAAUAGAUAUGGAAGAUUUUGCUAAGAUACCCACUGGGGAAGGACAUCAAUUAACCGAUGGGAUUUCGGGUGUACACGGGGUGAAUGGAACUGGAAGAUCAGCAAGGCCAAGCGAAGAAUUAUCGCCUAAGAGUAGGCCAAGGGCAUGAGAGAUUUUGGAUGUGAGAAGCGAGAAGUGAGUUUUCAUAUUGCGGGCGUCAUUGGAGUGAUGGGGUUAUUGAUAUAUAUGGAUGGAUUGGAUGGGUUCUAUGUAUUAUAUUGAAGAUGAAGAUCAAUUCCAUACGAAUCGAAUCCGCAUUAGGUUUGUUUAUGGAAUGGGAAAUUACACCAACAUUUGAUGAGAUGAGAUAUGAGAUGGGAUGAGGAGGAUUAAAGAUGGAGAUUUGGUUGAAGUUGAUGGGGAGAGGGAGAGGGAGGGAUUUGCAGAUGAUGGAUAUGAGGAUAAGGGAUAGAGGAUGAUGGAUGAUAGACGACGAUGUUUUUAUGACAGCCAAAGCGAAAGCGGAAGCGAAAGAGACUAUUUUUAUAUAAUUAAAGCGAAGAUAUAAUCUUAUAAUAAAUGAU
Sclerotinia trifoliorum is the source of this 8502-nucleotide messenger RNA. The record is from the annotation of a GenBank genome assembly. Lineage: Eukaryota; Fungi; Ascomycota; Leotiomycetes; Helotiales; Sclerotiniaceae.